Messenger RNA from Sesamum indicum (sesame), 2815 nucleotides. RefSeq names its product carbon catabolite repressor protein 4 homolog 1. The record is from RefSeq and is a predicted model, not a curated record. Gene Ontology annotation, molecular function: 3'-5'-RNA exonuclease activity. Lineage: Eukaryota; Viridiplantae; Streptophyta; Magnoliopsida; Lamiales; Pedaliaceae.
AACAAUAAUAGACGGAGGCAGGCAGAGUCGCAGACACAACCCUCCUCCUAUAUUAAUGCGUUGAGGCGACUUGUUUCUCUCUCUCUCCUUCUCUUGCAUUUUCUCUUGUUUUUCUGUAAAACCCUAACUCUCUCUAAUCAAUCGAUUACCCCACCCACACUCUCUCUCUCUCAAUAUCCCAUCCAUAUCUCUCUCCGCAUUCGCCUGCCAACUUUCGGCUUUCACUUCCCAAACCAUCAAUUCGCUUUGGAAUCAUCCUUUCUUUUUUUCUUUUCUUUUUCUUUUUGCCCAUUCCAAUUCAAGUUUCGGAACGAUCUCUAGUAUUACCCAUUUCCAAUCCAAUUUUGCGUAAAUUGAUCUCAGUUUUUUUUUUAUUAAGUAGGGUUUUGAGAGAGCAAGGCUGGCGAUUGGCGCUGGGCACUGGUGAUGGCGGAUCCGCCACAAGUCCGCCGACAGUUGGUGCUCGAAUCUCGGAUUUCUGCGAUUUUAGGGUUUCAAACGACGUUGGUAGAAGAGACGGAGGAAUUUAAUUCGCCAGAGGUUAGGGGAAAAUGCUGAGUGUGCUGCGGGUGCACCUGCCAUCUGAUAUACCAAUUGUAGGGUGCGAGUUGACGCCGUAUGUGCUCCUGAAGCGCCCCGAUAAGUCUGUUAUUACCGAUGAUGUUACUGAGUUGAACCCCGUUGAUGGGCAUUUCUUAAGAUAUAGAUGGUACCGCAUACAAAGUGAUAGGAAAGUUGCAGUUUGUAGUGUUCACCCAACAGAGCAAGCUACAUUACAAUGCCUUGGGUGUGUUAAGGCCAAAUUACCUGUUGCCAAGAGUUACCAUUGUUCUCCUAAGUGCUUUUCUGAUGCCUGGCAACAUCAUCGUGUUCUGCAUGAGCGAGCUGCCAGUGCUGUGAAUGAAAAUGGAAAUGAGGAGGAAGAAAUUUUUGGGCGAUAUAAUAGUACUGGCAGUACGACAUCAGGUAUGGUUAAUAUGAGUACAUCUCAGUCAAAUACCAGCUUGUCAAAUGGCACCGCUGCUUUGUAUCCUGCUGCAGUUACUCAGAGGAGUGGUGGUGAAACGUGGUUUGAAGUUGGACGCUCUAAGACGUAUACACCAACAGCUGAUGAUAUUGGUCAUGUCCUUAAAUUUGAGUGUGUCGUGGUAGACGCUGAAACAAAAUUACCCGUGGGACCUACCAAUACCUUAUUAACUUCCCGUGUCAUUCCAGCUCCAUCACCCAGUCCACGGCGCUUGAUCUCUGUGAGUGGAGUAGAUGUGCCUGGGCAUCUAGAUUUGGAUGGUCGCAUUUCCUCGGGAGUGACGUUUACUGUGCUGUCAUACAACAUUUUAUCUGAUGCAUAUGCGUCAAGUGAAUUGUACAGCUAUUGCCCCUCUUGGGCUCUUUCUUGGACCUACCGCAGGCAAAACCUAUUACGAGAAAUAGUUGGCUAUCGCGCUGACAUUGUUUGUCUUCAAGAGGUUCAAAGCGAUCAUUUUGAGGAAUUCUUUGCACCUGAGCUGGAUAAACAUGGCUAUCAAGCUCUGUUUAAAAGGAAAACAGCAGAGGUUUUUGGUGGAAAUAUAAACACCAUCGAUGGUUGUGCUACUUUCUUCCGGCGUGAUAGAUUUUCACAUGUUAAAAAAUAUGAGGUUGAGUUUAACAAAGCUGCACAAUCUCUGACUGAUGCUUUGGUCCCAAGUGCACAGAAGAAAAAUGCCUUAAACAGACUGGUCAAGGAUAAUGUUGCGCUCAUUGUGGUUCUAGAAGCAAAGUUCGGUAACCAUGGCAUUGAUAACCCUGGGAAGCGCCAGCUUGUUUGUGUGGCAAACACACAUGUAAAUGUGCAUCAAGACUUGAAAGAUGUCAAGCUUUGGCAGGUGCACACACUGUUGAAAGGCCUUGAGAAAAUUGCUGCAAGCGCAGAUAUCCCAAUGUUGGUGUGUGGGGAUUUUAAUUCAAUUCCUGGAAGUGCCCCUCAUGCUCUCCUUGCCAUGGGGAAAGUUGAUCCUCUUCAUCCAGAUUUAGCCAUAGACCCUCUCGGAAUUCUUCGCCCUGCUGCCAAACUAACACACCAGCUGCCCUUGGUAAGUGCUUACUCAUCCUUUGCAAGAGUUGGGGUUGGUCUUGGUCUAGAGCAGAGAAGGAAAAUGGAUCCUGCUACAAAUGAACCCCUUUUUACGAACUGCACUAGAGAUUUUAUUGGCACUCAUGAUUACAUAUUCUAUUCAGCCGACUCCUUAACUGUGGAGUCUCUGUUGGAGCUCUUGGACGAAGAUAGCUUGCGAAAAGAUACUGCUCUUCCUUCUCCUGAAUGGUCAUCAGAUCACAUAGCACUCUUAGCUGAAUUCCGCUGCAAACCUAGGACUAGACGUUAACAAUAGGUCUGUCCCAAAGAAGAAUUUCGAAAAAUGGUAACGGGACAGGAAAACCGAUUGUAAUGAUAGAUCAUUCUCCCUGUUCAUUUUCUAGGUGCACCCCCUGUGGGAUUGUAUUAUCAUGCCACCUUUGUCUCAUAGAAAAAAUUAUGAUAACGCAUUGGUUGUUUUCCUCCAUUUUACUCUUCUUUGAAAUAGAAAUAUAUAGGUAGAGUAACAUCUGCUGUGCUACGCGAUGUGUUUGUAAUUGCUUGUAAUUGCUUGGAAGAAGUAGGUCCAAUAGUAGCCGGGAAAUGUUGGUUGCUCUCGCGCUUUGAAACAAUUAAAGACGUUGCCAACGUGCCCAGAGGGGCUUGGCCGUUUUUCCAGAAGUAUUGAUGGCGCAAACCUACAUAGUUAUAAUGUUCGUGGGCCAGUUGCUAUUAAAUUUAACCACAAUGGUUAUCUUGGGA